AUGAGCAUUCCAGUCCAGUCAUCUCCUCCUGACGCCAGGACAAGCUACAUUAUUGACCAGCUCGAGGGCGAGCGCAUCACCAUCCCCGGCAGCAAGGGCGUUUUCAGAAUCCUUGCCUCCUCAAAACAGACAAAUGGCGGUAUCGCCGUGUUUUCUAGCGGUGCCGUCUUGUCUGACGCCCCUGGUUUCCAUUACCAUGCGGAAGCACACGAUGUGUUCCUGGUGACCAAGGGUCAUUUGAAGCUGUGGAAUGGCGACAAGUGCAGGAUCAUGGGUCCUGGAGAUUUCGCCUAUGUUCCUCCUAAUGUCAUUCACAACCCUGAGCUCCUUGGCCCUCAUACUGAGACACUAGGCCUGGUCGCUCCCGGUGACUGGAUUGAUUUCUUCCGCUACGUCGGAGAGACUUACAAGGGCAUCAUCGUCCCUGAGAACGACGACCGUGAUCUCCGCAGCCUAUUGAUCCCCAAGGUCAUGGCCGCCAAGGACCGGUUUGAUGUCCACUUCCAGCGCGACUACAAGGCUCCCGAAGUCGGCGACUGGGAGGAGUCUGAGAACGUUCUGCCAGCACCUUUGGAGCCUUACUACCUUCGUGCCAAUACCGGCCCGAGGUAUAUUCUUGGUGGCGUGCUGUCGAGGCCCUUCAUCAACGCUUCGCAGUGCAGCGGCAAGUUUUCCAUUACAAGUCUCGAGUCUUCAAAAUUGUACGAGAACUCGCCUCUUGACAGGUGGUUGACGUUCCCCACGGUAGACCACUGCUUCUGCGUCCAGGAGGGUGUCUUGAAGGUCAAGUUGAAGGAGUCCAACACAUGGACGGAGGUUCGUGAGGGCCAGACGCUUCUCGUUGCUGCGGGACAGGCCUUUACGCUGGGUUUUGCCACCCGCUAUGUUAGGGCUAUCACGUUUACGAACGGUCCUGGUAUCGAGAACCUGAUCGAAAACGCCGGUGAGGCGCUAUCAGGCUUUGUGUUACCGGAGGAGAGCGUUGCAUGGAAGGAGGAGCGCGUACAAGAGGCUGCCAAGGCAUUGGGUGUUGUUACUGAAGCGUUGUGA
This is a messenger RNA of Colletotrichum truncatum, 1050 nucleotides long. RefSeq names its product cupin domain-containing protein. NCBI's taxonomy places the organism in Eukaryota, Fungi, Ascomycota, Sordariomycetes, Glomerellales, Glomerellaceae. The record is from RefSeq and is a predicted model, not a curated record.